Molecule: messenger RNA, 1862 nt
Organism: Cynoglossus semilaevis (tongue sole)
Lineage: Eukaryota; Metazoa; Chordata; Actinopteri; Pleuronectiformes; Cynoglossidae
Gene: apbb3
Product: amyloid beta (A4) precursor protein-binding, family B, member 3
Exons: 12
Biological process (GO): regulation of DNA-templated transcription
Cellular component (GO): nucleus; cytoplasm
Molecular function (GO): amyloid-beta binding; transcription factor binding
Source: RefSeq, a predicted model, not a curated record
CUAGGCGGAGAAUAGAGAAUCCCUCUCCAGCAGGGGGCCCUCAUGUGUCAGGAGAGUGAGACAGAGAGUCAGAGAGGGAGGAGGUGAGUCCUGACGUCAACGGGAGGAGGAGGAGAGAGGAGGAGGAAAACGGCAUCCUUCACCAGAGCAGGAGAGAGAGGGAGAGAGAGAACGAGGGAGAGAGAGAAGGACGGAUCAAAGGAGAGAGAAGGACAAGGAGGAAAAAAGAGGAGGAAGACGACUCUGAUGGUGUCCAAGGACAGAGGGGCGAGAGACAUUUGGAAACACAGCGGGCUGAGAGAGAGAGAGGUUCAACGUCUGGUCUUUGGGCCUGUGUCCCCGUUCAUGUGUCACAGUGUGUAUAUGUGUGUGUCUGGGUGAUCAGCUGAGUGGAACACACGCACACACACAGGCUGGAGGGCGGAGUCAUGAUGGGGAAGGAUUACAUGUUGGCCAUCAUCAUAGUCAACUAUGACGACAACAUCUGGAGCGACCAGAACCUGCUGCUGGACUCGGACCUUCCCUCAGGCUGGAGAACGAUCAAAGACUCCACAGGAACCUACUAUUGGCACGUUCCCACGGGGGCCACACAGUGGCACCGUCCCAGCCUCACAGGGACACAACAGACAUGUGACGCUAAGGAGGACGGUCAACAGUCGGAUGUCAACAGGCCGAUGGAGAGAAAAACUGACAACAGGUCCUCAUGGCUUGAAGAUCAUCUGAGCAACCACGACCCCGAGUCCAAGUGUUUUGCCGUGCGGUCUCUGGGCUGGCUGCAGGUGGAGGAGGACGACCUGUCUCCUGGACGCAGCAGCCUGGCGGUCAGUAACGUCAUCCAGCAGCUGACCCAGUGCAGCAGCCCCGAGCAGAGGGAGCGUCAGGGAGCCUGGGGGGAGGGACGGGAGAUGAUGCUGGUCCUGAAGAGAGACGCUCUGACACUGCUGGAUCCUCUAGACCACACCCCCCUUCACUGUCAGCCAAUCAUAAAUAUCCGUGUGUGGGGGGUGGGCUGCAACAACGGCAGGGACAGGGACUUUGCCUUCGUGGCCGGGGACAAGGACAGCUGUAUGCUGAAGUGUCACGUGUUCCGCUGCGACGCUCCCGCCAAAGCCAUCGCCAGCGCCCUGCACGACAUGUGCUCCAAGAUGAUGUCAGAGAAGGUGCUGAUGAGACCUUCACGUUCACUGACCAUGGAGAGCAUCUCACCUGAGGACCUGCCCAGACAAGGUGAGCGUCUGUGCCCUGCUGUGAUUGGCUGUUCCCCUGUCACUGACUGUGGUCCUGAAGUCUCUGGUUGUGUCUCAGUGGAGUUCCUGGAGGCCAUGCAGCAGCAGGUCCAGAAGUUUGAGGUCCAGUACGUCGGUAACCUGCCGGUGUCCAGAGCCAUGGGUAUGGAGGUGUUGAACCGAGCCAUCGAGAGCAUCAUGAACUCCACAGACAGAGACGACUGGGAGCCCAUCGUGAUCCACGUCACUGACAACAUCCUGUCCCUGUGGCGAGGAGAGGAGGGGGAGGAGCCAUUCUGGGAGUGUCCGGUGCGCUUCCUGACGUUUCUGGGCGUGGGCCACGACAGCCACACCUUCGCCGUCAUCGUGGACUGCAACACGCAGCGGUUCGAGUGUCACGUGUUCUGGUGUGAACCGGACGCAGGAAUCAUCUCUGAGGCCGUCCAGGCUGCAUGUAUGGUCCAGUACCAGAAGUGUCUGGUCGCUCAGACCCCCCCACCCAGGUCCAAGUCGUGGCGCCCGAACUCCUCUAAGGUCAAACGGGCCAACUCCAUGGACAGCGCUGCCUUUCCUCCUCUGACGUCCCCCUGUCUCAGCAGCAGCAGUUUGUCCAUGACGUCCCCCAGACCAAACAAG